This is a messenger RNA of Entelurus aequoreus (snake pipefish), 1999 nucleotides long. RefSeq names its product four-jointed box kinase 1 (gene fjx1). Gene Ontology annotation, biological process: cell-cell signaling. Lineage: Eukaryota; Metazoa; Chordata; Actinopteri; Syngnathiformes; Syngnathidae. The record is from RefSeq and is a predicted model, not a curated record.
CUCUACAGCGAGCAAUGGGCGGCGGUACGGACGCGCGUUGAGGGAUUACAAUGGAGCGACCGGGCGGUGGUUUCUCUCACCGAGUGGGUGUCCGACCUCACCGGGGUCGUCACACCUGCCCCGCUCCGGCAGGAGAGCAGCGGGCUGCACCCGGAGCUCCGCAACAAGACGACGGCGGAGCUUUUGGACCUCAUGCAGUGGAGUGACUUGAUCAUAUUCGACUACCUGACCGCCAACUUUGACCGGCUGGUCAGCAAUCUGUUCAGCCUCCAAUGGGACCCGCGCGUUAUGGAGAGAGACACCAACAAUCUGCUAAAAACCCCCCGCGGGAACCUCGUCUUUAUCGACAACGAGGCCGGGUUAGUGCACGGCUUCCGGGUGUUGAACAUGUAGAAAUACCACCAGGCGGUGCUGAGCUCCGUGUGCGUGUUUAGGAGGAAGACCGCGCGGCGUGUGGCGGAGCUGCACCGGCGGAGGGACGCCAGGAGGAGACUGAUGGAGCUUUACCGAGACAGCGAGCUGUCCGCCAAGUUGGGGUUCCUCUCCGACGAGCACGCCGCCGUGCUCCAGGACAGGAUAGACAUCGUGCACACACACAUUUUACACUGCAAGGACAAGUAUGGCCAGUUGUGAGCAUUAGACCAGUGAUGGAAACUCUAUUAGGGCACAUUUUUGUCCUAAUUAUCUAACUCAGGGGUGUCCAAAGUGCGGCCGCGAGCUGCUCCUUCUUUUUUAGUGGGCCGUGACCAUACCUGUCAACAUUUACAUUUCAAAAUAUAGGACAUUUCUCCAAAAAAGGGGUAAAAUUACACCUGCUCAGUGGCCUUGGGGUUAGAGUGUCUGUCGUGAGUUCAAACCCCGGCCGAGUCAUACCAAAGACUAUAAAAAUGGGACCCAAUACCUCCCUGCUUGGCACUUUACGGAGCCCUAAAGCAGUGGUUCUUAACCUAUUGGAGGUACCGAACCCCACCAGUUUCAUAUGCGCAUUCACCGAACCCUUCAUUAGUGAAAAACAUAUAUAUAUUUUUUCAAAUUCAAGGAAAAGUUAUAUGUUUUUUUACUGGUGCACAAAAUGAACAGUGCAUGAACAUCACCUUGUUCAAAGAACAAAACCAACACAGUGCAUGAACUCACAACAAAUUACACACCUUAUACACAUUACCAUGAAUUUAUUAACGUGGACCCCGACUUAAACAAGUUGAAAAACUUAUUCGGAUGUUACCAUUUAGUAGUCAAUUGUACGGAAUAUGUACUGUACUGUGUAAACUGUACUGUUUCAUAUAAUGUAUUCUCUCCCUUUGCAAUCUGCUAGUAAAAGAUUCAAUCGAUCAAUCAAACAACCUGCAAAUCAAAUGGAAAAUUAGAGGGAACAUUGUUUGGGGGUAUCCAUAAAACGCCGAUAGGGAGAAGUUUUUAUUUACACGAUAAGUCGGAUGUGUCUUUACCUCUGUGGCGGAGGCUCCGCCGAACCACUGAGGUCGACUCACCAAACCCUAGGGUUCGAUCGAACCCAGGUUAAGAACCACUGCCCUAGUAGAGGACAAAACUUGAUUUUCCUGGCGAAAACAGGAAUGUUGACAGGUAUGCCCGCGCGACACAUUCUCAAGGCAAAAUAAACAUGUCCCAUAUUAGAACAUUACAAACAAAAAAAUUACACUGGCCUAAAUUCCCCCCGAAAUUAGCAUCAGAAAACCAAAAUGAUGUACGAUCUGUGCAUGGUUUCUGUGCGUCCUGUCAUAAUGAACAUGUGUACACAUUUAUUAUUUUCGAGUAUGCUACAGUAAAAUAGCCCUUAAAAGGUUUAGUUGGCGUAACAAUAACAAGAAGAAAUUAAUGGGGGCUGGAUUUAGGGCUGCAACUUUAAUUGUUUAAUCAGAAUAGAAAAAAGCUUUGAUUUAUAUUGCUUCGAUUAAUUCAGAACAUUAAAUAUGGGACCAUAGUUUUCACAUGGCCACUACAGUAGAGCACACUUGAGAACAGUGCGGUGUAGUGGGGAAUA